AUGGACCCGGUGGGCCGAGGGAAGUUACUCCGGCAUUUUUGUGCCUGUACUCAUGAAGCGUUUCUUGGGUCUCCACAGGACUUUGGUGCGGGGCUGGCGGUCGUCCCCCUGGUGGGCUUUCUGGAGAGCAUCGCCAUCGCCAAGGCUUUCGCUGCCCAGAACGGAUACAGAGUCGACCCGAACCAGGAGCUGGUGGCCAUCGGUACAACAAACAUCCUGGGCUCCUUCCUCUCCUCCUACCCGGUGACCGGGAGUUUUGGGAGGACGGCGGUGAACUCCCAGACAGGGGUGUGCAGCCCUGCUGGCGGCCUGGUCACUGGGCUGGUGGUGCUGCUGUCGCUGGCGUUCCUCACUCCGCUCUUCUUCUACGUCCCCAAAGCAGCGUUGGCCGCCGUCAUCAUCUGCGCCGUCUCCUCCGUCAUCGAUGUUCGCAUCCUCCCCGCACUCUGGAGAGUCAGCAAGCUGGACUUGCUGCCAUUCCUGGCGUCGUUCCUGGGCUGCUUUUGGGAGAUCCAGUAUGGAAUUCUAGCGGGAAUCGCCUUGUCUGGGAUCAUUCUGCUCUACAACAUUGCCAGACCAGAGGCUAAGGUGACUGACAGUGGCUAUGUGGUGGUACAGUUACAGAGCGGCUUCAGCUUCCCAGCUGCAGAAUACGUGCGGGACCAGCUCGGCAGCUGGGCUCUGGAAGCCUCCCCUCCUCGCUCGGCCGUCCUGGACUGUGUCCACAUCAGCACCGUCGACUACACCUCCGUCAUCUGCCUCCGGGAGCUGAGCGCCACCUUCCAGCGGCACAACCUGGCCCUGAUCCUCAUCAACCUCAAGCCCAAGAUUCUGUCGAUCCUGACAGCGGCGGAGAUCGAAGGGCUGCGAUACUGCAGCACAAUGGAGACCGCCGGCCAAUACCUCCGAGCCACAGAGAGUGAUCAGGAUGAAUGUGAGAAACCUCUGAGCCGGUCCUGGUCCUGAUGCGAGGGUUUGUAACGGAUCAAGUUCACACCAUGGAGCUGGUCGGCUACAUCAAUGUGCACAAUGUCGCCAUCUUGUGGCUACGAAUCGGGCAUCACUGGCACUUGUCGCAUUACAUCCCCUCUCGACGUCAUCCAAGGACCCAAUCGGUCAUUCCAGGUGAGGCAGAGGUUCACCUGCACAUCCUCCAACCUCAUCUACUGUAUCCGCUGUUCCAGGUGACAACUGCUCUACAUCGGCGAGACCAAGCGUAGGCUCGGCGAUCGAUUCG
Molecule: messenger RNA, 1237 nt
Organism: Amblyraja radiata (thorny skate)
Lineage: Eukaryota; Metazoa; Chordata; Chondrichthyes; Rajiformes; Rajidae
Gene: slc26a11
Product: solute carrier family 26 member 11
Exons: 11
Coding region: 1-966 (321 amino acids)
Biological process (GO): transmembrane transport
Cellular component (GO): membrane
Source: RefSeq, a predicted model, not a curated record